This is a messenger RNA of Carassius carassius (crucian carp), 2623 nucleotides long. RefSeq names its product complexin-1-like. Gene Ontology annotation, biological process: synaptic vesicle exocytosis; regulation of neurotransmitter secretion; neurotransmitter transport. NCBI's taxonomy places the organism in Eukaryota, Metazoa, Chordata, Actinopteri, Cypriniformes, Cyprinidae. Gene Ontology annotation, cellular component: SNARE complex; terminal bouton. The transcript has 4 exons. The coding region runs from base 352 to 756 and encodes 134 amino acids. The record is from RefSeq and is a predicted model, not a curated record. Gene Ontology annotation, molecular function: syntaxin binding.
UCAUUAAAAAUUGAUUGCUCUGAACAUGGGACGCUUCGGAUGGGAGCUUUCCAUGUGAUUCAGUGAGUGCCUUUAUCAGCGGCAGCUGCAGUUCCCCUCACAGACACUCACACUGCCUCUCUGAGCACGAGAAACAAGGACGUCCUUCUUUUGCCUGGAAACCAGAGAUGUUAGUAACGAGCAGUUAAAGCCUCGCUGUAUCAGUACUGCUCAACUUUCAUUUCUGAGGAGUUAAUCAGCUUCUAGAGACAUUUGAAAUCGCCGUGCAGAUCUGGCGACAAGGGACUACUUGAAAAGCUCAACCUGAAUGUAAUAUUUGGUUGAAGAAGGCAGGAAUAAAAAGCCAUCAUCAUGAAUUUUGUAAUGAAGCAAGCUCUGGGAGGGGCGACCAAAGACAUGGGGAAAAUGCUGGGGGGCGAGGAGGAGAAGGACCCUGAUGCCGAGAGAAAGGAGGAAGAAAGACAGGAAGCCCUCAGGCAACAGGAAGAGGAGAGGAAGGCAAAGUAUGCAAAAAUGGAAGCGGAGAGGGAAUCACUUCGACAGGGCAUCAGGGAUAAGUAUGGUAUAAAGAAGAAGGAAGAGAAGGAGGCAGAAGCCCAGGCAGCCAUGGAGCAGGCAUCAGAAGGCAGUCUGACCCGUCCCAAGAAAGCAAUCCCUGCCGGCUGUGGCAAUGAAGAAGAGGAGGAGGAAAGCAUCGUGGACACCGUCAUGAAAUUCCUCCCAGGCCCGUUUCAAGAUAUGUUCAAUAAAAAGUAACAAUGUUCCACAACAUGUUGUAAUAAAACAGGAAUCAUUAAUGUCAUGAAAUCCACCUCCUUUUCCCCCUUCCCCUCUCUCGCAUAUGUUCAAAGAUCUCUGGACUCAAAAUUUGUGCCACAACAUCUGUCUUUAACGAAAAAUUUGACAUUUUCUGAUUAAAACAAUGAGGAAAAUACAAUGUGUGCACUAGAAAUGUUACAUUGCAUACAUCAGACUCUGUUUAAAGACAAAUUAAAUGCCCCAUGAGUCUGGACCUUAGAGCAAGAAUAUUCCCUGUGCUUCAUUAAUUCUGUUUGUAAAUAGCAAAUGAAAAAAAAAAAUAUAUGACCACAGAUAUACAUACAUACAGUAUAUAUAUAUAUAUAUAAACAGUGACUAUGAGUAAAAGCCAUAAAUUGAUCUUGGAGAGAUUUCUCCAAUCAUAUCAUAUAUUGUUGCUCUGUUAUAGAUAUUACUGAUGAAUCCAUGUGGUAUUCUUAUAGAUAUAUACUGUAUGGAUAAUCAUUUAUUAUCCAAACCAGUAUACAGUUCCUGCUGCCAUCAUGAAUUGUCAAAACUUAUCUGAUUAAUAAGACUGAAAACUUUAAUAUGGAAGGGAACGUACGAUAACACAUAUGAUUUGAUUGUUUUGCUGUCUGUUUUCCUCUAAGCAUGCUAACAAUUUUUCUUUGUUCAUCAGUAUGCCGUAUCCCAUUUCAUUUUGCAUUUUUAGCUGAAAUACACUGGUUUUGGGUUUCGUUGUCCGACAGACACCAGUGUUAAAUAGCUUGUUGUUCACAUCUGUAGUUUAGGUAACUAAACUUUAAAGCAAGUCCCUCAUUACAUUGUCACACACAUUCACAUCACACUCUAGUAAACUGGAUUUGAUCUAUUAAAAAGGAAUCACAUGUGUUUGCAAGCCGCCGCGAUUGAAACCUUAGCACUUAUCUUAGCGCUCAUCUUGAAUUGAUUUCUUUGUGCUUUUUACAGUACUUAAGAAUGUGAGGGGUGACAUCGAUCACAUACAACUACAAUUGGAUCAAUAGGGCUAUAUAAAUACAAAUAUAUAUUCUCUUCAUACUCACUACUGUACAGUAGAAUCUAGUUCUUAGUGUCUACAUUUAUUUACGUUAGCUCUCACAACGUGGUUGUGAGCACACAUUACGUAAACAGACAGUGACAAUGGUGCAAUAUUUGUUUCUGAAUGAAGAUGUCCUGUGUCCGUUGGUUGUAUAUGGGACUCUGAUCCCAGAUCAGCAAUAACAGACAAUCUUCAUAGCUAUGUAUUCAGCUUAUUUGCUAGAAAAUGUUUGUGUGCAAAUGCUGUGUUGUCUUCCUUAGUAUCAGUCAAACGAGCUUAGCAAAUAGCUCUAAAGAAGAAAGUUUUGAGAUUCCUAUUUUUAGGGUCUCUAAACGAAGCCUGGCUCUUAUUUUAUGAGCUACGAAAGGAUCUGGCUUGUGUUUUUAUGCUCGCUUGUUGCUUGUUUAUGUAUGACGUUAUUUCUCAUUGCUGUCACUGCACUGAAAAGAGGGAAAACAGCGGGACUGAAUUACUCAAUAAUGAGAAAAUCAGAUUUGAAAGACUUGGAGUCAGAUUGUAUUAUCCAUCCUCUCUUAUUUUUACUAAGAAAAAAAUAAGCUACAGUACGCAGUGGUUUGAUAGAGUAUGCUUGUAUUCUCAUUAUAUUAUGUCCGCAAUUAUUGUAAAUAACAAUGCGUUCAGGAAAACCUGUUAGUCGCAGAUCAUUGUGUAUGUCUAAACACAGGCAAAUUUUCAGAUUCAAAAAAAUACUAGGAUUCAGGCUGCCAUUCUGUUGUUUUGAACAUUCCGAAUAUUCCAGACAUUCCAUCCAAUCCACAUUGGCUUGUGUGCAUAUUAAUAAAA